ACAAAAUGGCGGUGCCGUAUCGCCUUAAAAAGGCGUUUCUCAACUUGUUGCUCACCAUCUCGGCCGCCUAUUUCUACACGAUUCGUUUCGUUUUUUGGCUGGUUAACACGUUCUUCCGUGAACGUGUCUACGUCACACCGCCCACGGAUCGUCUCCUACUGAUCUCGGCCACACAGGCGGUUCAAAUGAUCUCACAGAAGGAAAUCUCGAGUACAGCACUUGUUGAGAGCUAUAUUCAUCGCAUUGAACAGGUAAACAACACAAUCAACGCAGUCGUUGUGAAACUUUUUGAAAGUGCCCGCGAACAGGCAAAUGAGGUGGACAGCUUCAUCGCAUUGGCCGACGAGGACGAUAUUAAGAAGAAGCUGGAGGAAAAGCCGCUCUACGGAGUCCCAUUUACAAUGAAAGAUGCUCUGGAGGUUGAAAAUGAGAUCAUCACUUGCGGAGUUUUCAACCGUAAAUCCACAAAAUGCGACCGUACCGCCGAGGCGAUCAAGCGCCUGCAGGCGGCCGGAGGCAUCCUUCUAGCUAUCACAAAUGUUCCAGAAGUAUGUAUGUGGGUAGAAUCGGUGAACACGAUCUACGGAAGAUCCAAGAAUCCUUAUGACGCCCGACGAAUGACUGGAGGAUCCAGUGGUGGUGAAGGAGCACUGCUUGGCUCGGGAGGAUCUGUAAUUGGAGUUGGAAGUGAUAUUGGUGGAAGUAUUCGGAUGCCGGCGUUUUUCAAUGGUGUCUUUGGGUUGAAGCCGACGCCGGGAGUUAUCCCGUUGAUUGGACAUGUUCCUGAGCCAACUGGCUAUAAGACUCAUAUGCUUAGAAUUGGACCAAUGUGCCGGUUUGCCGAGGAUUUGCCGCUUAUGCUGAGAAUAAUGGCCGGAGAAAACGCUCAAAGCCUGAACCUCCAUGAGCCAGUGUCCGGGAAGAAGCUCCGUGUAUUCUAUAUGGAAGGAAUCACUGGAUCACCAAUUAUUCAACCAUUGGAGGAUGAAAUGAGAUAUGCUCUCAAAAAGGCAGUCCGGUUUUUGGAGCGAAAAUACGACAUAGUCGCCCAAGGAAUCGAACUUCCCUCCGCCAAGCACGCAAUGGAAUUCUUUACACUUUCAAUGCACGAAGACACUACAGACCCCGCAUUUAAUAAACUAAUGCUCUGUACAAAAGGAACCAAAGGAGAAGUGAAUUGUUUCACUGAAAUCUUUAAAUAUAUGGCUGGAAAUUCGAAUCAUACACUGUCGGGUAUUGUGGCUGGAAUUAUUGAUUCACGGGAUCCGCCGUUCUCUGAAGCUCACACGAAGAACCUGCUUUAUAAGAGAGAUCGGCUGAAGCGACAGGUUAAAGAACUACUCGGCACCGACGGUAUCCUGCUCUUCCCAAGUUGGCCAUGCACAGCCAUGUAUCACAAUGAGCCCAUCCUUGCUCCGUUCAACUUCUGCUACACAGCUCUCUGGAAUGUGCUCUCCGUCCCCGUUGUCCAAUGUCCGCUGGGACUCGAUUCCCGUGGGCUUCCACUCGGCGUACAGGUCAUCGGCAAUCAAUACACUGACCGUAAUCUCAUUGCGAUUGCUCAAGUGCUCGAGGAGGGAUUCAAUGGAUGGACUCCUGCUGGACCACUUUAAAUUCCUUUUUUUUCUGUAAAUUUAAAAUUUUUUUACCUUUCUCCCCAAAUUAAACCCCCAAAAAAUCUGAAAAUCCUUUUUUUUUCUAGCAAAAGUAUUACUUUUUUUAGCUUAAGCCUAAAAUAGUACGAAACUUAAGGACUUUUUUUGGUAACUUGUUUUUGAAAUUUCAUUUGUUUUUUUCUCGGAAAAUUUCAAAAUUUUGGUAAUUUUUUGAAUUUCCGAAAAAAAUGCAUAAAAUCCAACAAAUAUCCAAAGGUCUCUAUUUAUUUUAACAGAAAGUGAGAAAUUUUGGGAAGUUUUUUUGAUUUUUCCAAAUCUUUGGAAUUUCGGAAAUUUAGAAAUUUUUAAAAAUUCAGAAAUUGAGAAGAAAUAUGAUUUUUGAUUGUUUUUUUUGGAAUCUUAUUGAUUAAAUUAAAUUAAU
Molecule: messenger RNA, 2037 nt
Organism: Caenorhabditis elegans
Lineage: Eukaryota; Metazoa; Nematoda; Chromadorea; Rhabditida; Rhabditidae
Gene: Y53F4B.18
Product: Amidase domain-containing protein
Exons: 5
Coding region: 6-1613 (535 amino acids)
Source: RefSeq, marked reviewed